Varanus komodoensis (Komodo dragon) is the source of this 1801-nucleotide messenger RNA. RefSeq names its product centromere protein U (gene CENPU). The transcript is spliced from 13 exons. The record is from RefSeq and is a predicted model, not a curated record. NCBI's taxonomy places the organism in Eukaryota, Metazoa, Chordata, Lepidosauria, Squamata, Varanidae. Gene Ontology annotation, cellular component: nucleus. The coding region runs from base 757 to 1749 and encodes 330 amino acids.
GGGACUCCCCCCCCCAGCUCUCUAUUGCCCCCUUCUCAUCUGCUUCAGCAGCUGGAUGUACCUCCUGGUAGCCUUUACCAACCUGGUGUCCACCAGAUCGGUUGAACCACAAUGUCCAAAAUCCCCCAGCCCUAUGCAGUGACAUGGAGGCACCACAGGGGGCUGCAGGAGAAAUGGCAAAUGUAGAUCACAUCCUUCCCUUUGCUGUUUGUAGAAACCUCUACUGGUUCAGAGUGCAUUCUAUUAAUGGAACAUAGGGGAGCAUGUCCCCACAAAGCACAUCUUUUUACAGCCUUGCAUCUAUGCAGCAAGUUUGUCUGUCAGAGCUCUGCAGAGUAAGAAAGGAAUAGAGCAAGUAAAAACCUUGGUUUUUUGCUGACACUUCUACUAGGUCCUUUCUGGAUUAAAUCAUUCACAACUGCUCUGACUUGGACUCCAUGUUGGAUCCACUGCAGAUUCUGAGUGUUUUUUACUGCCACCUGAUCACUUUCAUUUGGAUGACUCUCAGUAGUGGAGCUACAGACAGUUUACUAGAAGUGUGGCCUGCCACCAGCAUAAUGUAUAUUUGCCUAGUAUGGUUGAUAACAUUAACUAGAGGGGGAAUGACUGAUUCCAUCCAGGAAGGGGCAAAUACUUACUUGGAGCAAGAGAUAGUCCUUGCCACCUUGAAGAUGAGACUGCUUUGAAGAAAUAUCCCUGCUUUGCUUCACUAUUAGGCUGGGCUGCAUCUAAUCCACUUUUUGGAGUGUUAAGGUGAUGCCAAAGAGAAAAGCAAGAGGAGAUUCCAGAAAGAACCUUCGAGAGCCGGAUGUAUCCUAUAUUUUGAAAAUUCCUGAAACUGGGCAAUCAGAGGAGCCUGAUGAUUUGUUUGAUCAUCCUUUACAUAGCACUGCUGUGUCUUCUUAUGAGGAAGAGGAAGUGGACAAAGAUCCAUGUUCAGAGCCUGAUGGGACAACCAGUCAUUCAUGUGAAUCAGAGCCAGCAAAAAAAAAUACACUGGAAAGCAAAAAUCAGCCUGCCUUGAAAUCAAGAAUGGAAUUAGAAGAUUCUGAAGAGGAACCUGUGAAAGAAAAUAUGUUGCCUAGAAAGAGAGCUAAAGCCUUUGUGAAGCAGAUGGGAUCUUCACCAGAGAUGGAGACAGACUACCUAGAUUCAGAUGAUGAUCCAAAUUUGAUAAAAGUUUGGGACCCUAAAGGGCGGAAAAAAGUUGCCAGCCAUGUCACAGAACUGGAUGUUAUUCUGGAUGAGUUUGAGAAAAUAACAGCAAAAUACAAACAUGGAGUACAACCAAAGAUCUGUAGGAAAGCUAUUGAUAGCUUUUAUACUGGGUUCAGAAAUCAACUCACCAAUACUGCUACAAAUGCUGAGGAAUUAAAAAAGACAAAACUGAAGAACACAAAGAUGAUCAGAGCAACAAAUAAGAAAAGGCAACGUUUAAUAGAAGUUAAGGAAGAACUGAUAAGAACUGAACCACAGCUGAAGAAACUGGAGAAAGAAUAUGAAGAACUAAAAGGAAAAAUAUCUGCUCUUGAGAAUGCAGUUCAAUUAGUCACCGAUUUAAAAGAACUUCAACAAAAAUAUGGUAGUGACAGAAAGGAAAAAUCACAAAAAAUAGAAUAUGGUGUUUCCAGCCUUCCUGCUCUUCUGGUGGAAUCACGAAGAAUUUUAGGAGCAGAAGGUCACUUCAGAAAUAUCAGUGCAAAAAUACAACAGUCUUUGGAUCUGCAGAAGAAAAGCUACAUCUACUAAGAUCUCAUCAGGUAUUUCAUCAAUCCAGUUCUUCUGCAGCUGGAAAGUAUCA